UCUCCAGAAUCCUCGCGCCUUUCAGCUCCUACCGGCUACAGCCGAAACCCUAGACGACAGAGGAGAGAGGAAGUCCACCGGAAAGGCUUUCGACAGGGCCAGCGGCUUGUGAAGAAGAGGAGUUCGUGAAACGCGUGGAUUUAAGUUGAAUCGGCACAUUGCGCGGAUUUAUUAAAUCAGGGAUUUAAGGUGAACAGGGAAGCGGGUUUUCAGAAUCCGCCGGAUUUUAAAGUUGUCUGUUCGGUAGGAUUUAAGUAAAAUCCUGCCCAAAUUCUGUUACCAAACAGCCCCAAAGAGCCUGCUUGUCCUUAAGUUUCGAAAGAAUGGCGCCAUCAAAGAACGCUGAAGCAGCUAAUGAAGAUGGGUGUGGAGAACAUACUCGUGCUGAAGAGAUAGAGUGGCUUGCCUCUCUCUCAGAAUGUGAACUAGAUUUUCUGAUUAGUUUGAAAGAUCUGGCUACCACACGAGCAAAGAAUAUAGGGCAUACGGGUUUAACGCAAAAGUUUGAUCUCAAGGUGCUUCGUGCUCUUGCUUUUGUUUUGUUGGAAUAUUUCAAAGAUCGUCUACGAAAUACCCCCAAUGUUCCAGCAGACAAGUUAUUGGAAGCUUUAAGUGGCUGUAGAUUGCUAGAUAUUGAUGGUGAUGAAAACGCUGAUAUUAUGACAUCUGCAUCCAUGUCAUCUAGUAAAGACGUUAGUUUUGCCAGUUCAAGAAGAAAGCGAAUGUGGGAUGGCCUCGAAGAACUUACAUUCUCCCAUAAAAAGAAACAGAAAACAACAGAUGGCGAUCACACCACAAUGAUUACUGAUCAGAAUCAAGGUACUUCAACUUGAUUGCUCGUUCUCAGCAGAAGGGGGAUUCUCCUCAGAAAUCAAUCUUUGUUUUACUUUCUUUCUUAGUUGUCACGAGCCUGCACUAAACAUCUUCCUGUACAUGGCUAAACCAGUAUCUUGUGUUGAUUCAUUAAUGAAAUUUGUCUUUUUGAUUCUUUUAAGUUAA
Messenger RNA from Dendrobium catenatum, 999 nucleotides. RefSeq lists its product as uncharacterized. The coding region runs from base 324 to 833 and encodes 169 amino acids. The record is from RefSeq and is a predicted model, not a curated record. The transcript has a single exon. Lineage: Eukaryota; Viridiplantae; Streptophyta; Magnoliopsida; Asparagales; Orchidaceae.